GGCGGCUCAUGAAUGGGGGGGGGUCUGAAGUGGGAGGGCCCGUCAUCUGACUUUACCAGGCAGGAAAAAGUGGGUGUUGUGCUGUAGUGUUUGGUUUUGUGCGAUGAACCUACAUGACUGUUUUUAAACACGUGAGCAGCGGGUUCACUGUGCUUACGGACCGCAGCGGAGCAAUUAGCCCAGAGCACAGCGAACAUCCAUCAGUUGAGACGCGCAGGCCAGCAGCAACCGUGCGGCAGGGGAAGCUAGCCCCGACCCUCCAAGACUCAGUGACGGCGGCAGCCCGCCAGGAGCCAGAGCCAUGGGUUUCCGCAAGAAGAACAAGAGCCCACCGGUGCUGAGCCACGAGUUUGUGAUCCAGAAUCACGCCGACAUGGUUUCGUGUUUGGCCAUGAUUAUCCUCCUCGGCCUGAUGUUCGAGGUCACAGCGAAGUUUGCCAUCAUGUUCAUCACAGUGCAGUACAACGUAACACAAGUACUCGCAGAUGAGAAGAGUGAGCCAGUGAACCUUUACCAGUAUGGCCCUAAAGAUGUGGCCACUGUGUUUUUCUACCUGCUUAUUGCGGUCAUCCUUCAUGCCUUGAUACAAGAAUAUAUUCUCGACAAAAUGAACAGAAGGUUGCACCUGUCAAAGACCAAACACAGCAAGUUCAAUGAGUCCGGACAGCUUGCAGCGUUCUACCUGUUCUCCUUCAUCUGGGGCUGCAGCAUCCUAACAGCGGAAGACUUUGCAACAAAUCCUACUUUCUUAUGGGAGGGUUACCCACACACUCACAUGGUUUUUCAGGUCAAGUUCUUCUACAUUUGCCAAAUUGCCUAUUGGCUCCAUGCACUUCCCGAGUUGUACUUUCAAAAAGUACGCAAGGAGGACAUCCCCCGCCAGCUCUAUUACAUUUGCCUUUACGUUGUCCACAUCACUGGUGCCUAUGUCUUAAACCUCCACCGACUGGGCCUGGUGUUGCUGGUCCCUCACUACCUGGUGGAGCUCCUGUUCCAUGCUUCACGUCUCUUCUACUUCAGUGAUGAGAACAAGCAGAAGGGUUUUACUCUGUGGGCACUGCUUUUUGUCAUUGCCCGCCUCCUCACCCUCACACUCUCAGUUCUGACAUUUGGCUUUGGGCUGCCCCGUACAGAAAACCAGGGCUUUUCCCUAGCAGAAGGCAACUUCAACGUGCUCACCAUAAGGAUGACCUGUUUGGCAGCUAUCUGCCUGACACAGGCUUGGAUGAUGUGGAAAUUCAUUAACUUUCAGUUGAAAAAGUGGAGGGAGCACAGCCAGAACCAGGCCUCAAAGAAGAAGACGGUCAGCCCAAAGAGCAAGCCUCACAAAAGAGAUCCUGCCAGGGGAGGUGCCACCAAUGGGGUUGUGAAGUCUGACGAUAAAACAUCACCACGGGCAAGAAAAGCCAAAGCCUCAUAGAGAUGGGAUAAGUGUGG
Scatophagus argus is the source of this 1437-nucleotide messenger RNA. Its product is annotated as Translocating chain-associated membrane protein 1-like 1-like. The record is from RefSeq and is a predicted model, not a curated record. Bases 302 to 1420 code for a protein of 372 amino acids. Gene Ontology annotation, cellular component: endoplasmic reticulum membrane. The transcript is spliced from 11 exons. Gene Ontology annotation, biological process: SRP-dependent cotranslational protein targeting to membrane, translocation; protein insertion into ER membrane. Lineage: Eukaryota; Metazoa; Chordata; Actinopteri; Scatophagidae.